Molecule: messenger RNA, 1470 nt
Organism: Lotus japonicus
Lineage: Eukaryota; Viridiplantae; Streptophyta; Magnoliopsida; Fabales; Fabaceae
Exons: 5
Coding region: 126-1175 (349 amino acids)
Molecular function (GO): ubiquitin protein ligase activity
Source: RefSeq, a predicted model, not a curated record
UACUAGGUGCUUUAAUAGGAAAAAAAAUCAAAGAAAACAUAUUCCCUGCAAAAUCCAACUUCCCUUCCUCUCUUCUCAGCUCUCAAAACUCUCUCUCUCUCUCUCUCUGAAGUGUGAAGUGAACAAUGCCUUUUGUGACAACAGAGACAACAAAAACAGUAGCAGAACACAUCAAAUGGAGAAGACCCAGAGACCAAUUCAGGCAUCAUCAUCAUCAUCACCACCACCCCAUUUCAGAAACAGAUCCAAACCCACAAAUCCAAUCCACUCGCUGCAAGUCCACCAUUUCCGCUCUGCUCCUCUCCACUUUCUCCAAUGAAACCACCACCACCACCCCACAAGCUGCCACCAGUGCCCGGAGCAGGAAGAAGAGCAACUUUUCUGCAGCAGCCUUCAGAGGGUUGGGCUGCACCGCUGGCGCGUCCCAGCAGGUGUCGGUGCCGGCGGCGAUUCGCGCCUCCGCGGAUUGGCAAGGGAAGAAAGGCAGAAAGAAGAAGCACAAGAGGAACAGCAGCAACAAGAAUUGCCAUGGUGGGAUGGUAGAUGGUUCUUCUGCUACUUGUGUGGAUUUUCAAGAUGUUUGGUGUGGUCCUGGAAUUGGAUUCUCAGGGGAUGCUGUUGCUGCCUCUGUUGAUUGUGUUGUGUCUAGAAAGAAUGUCUCUGCAAGGGGGAAGAUUGAUGUGGAGAAGAUAGCACAGAGAGAGCGUUCAUAUUCUUGUCGACAUUCUGUCGUCACCUUCCCGGACAGUGCUGAUGAAAACGUUUUCACGCCACCCUUUGAAGAACCUGAAACAUACUAUGUAAGAGAUUCUGAGAUUAUAAUGCUUCAAGGAAGUAUAGUACGAUUAAAUUCACAAGACCGUCAUAGAGACUUGAGACUUGAUGUUGACAACAUGUCGUAUGAGCAAUUACUUGAGCUCAGUGAGAGGAUUGGGUAUGUCAGCACCGGACUGAAAGAAGAAGAGAUGCGGAAGAACAUAAGGAAGCUUCAGAUUUCGGAUGAUGCGUCUCAAGUAGACAAAAAUUGCACCAUUUGUCAGGAAGAGUAUGAAGUAGAAGAGGAAAUUGGGAGACUUAACUGUGGUCACAGCUAUCACUAUCAGUGCAUACAGCAAUGGGUUGAACAGAAAAAUUUCUGUCCGGUCUGCAAACGACUAGUUGCUGCUAGGCACUAGUUGGACAAGUCCUAAUGUUUAUUUUGUUUUCUUGAACUUAUGGUAUUAUUCUCAUCCUUUAAGUGGUGUAUAGUUUUUCAUAUCCCAUAUCAGCAAGAAUUGUCAUUGUUUUCUUUCAUCAUCAUUUCAUCUAUCAAAACAUAGCCUCCUCUGGGAGAAGGAGGAGGCAAUAUAUUGGUGAAGGUUUCUUAAGUGGGAUGUGACCUUUGCAUUUUUUUCCACAUGAUAUAUGUGUCUUGUCUUGAAUCAAGGUGUUUAUAUUUUGGAUCUUGUGGAAAUAGAUUAUGUUGCUCUA